Molecule: messenger RNA, 3142 nt
Organism: Zalophus californianus (California sea lion)
Lineage: Eukaryota; Metazoa; Chordata; Mammalia; Carnivora; Otariidae
Gene: PADI2
Product: peptidyl arginine deiminase 2
Exons: 16
Coding region: 127-2124 (665 amino acids)
Cellular component (GO): cytoplasm
Molecular function (GO): protein-arginine deiminase activity; calcium ion binding
Source: RefSeq, a predicted model, not a curated record
ACCGGCCGUAGAUAAAGCAGAGCUCCGGGCCGCGGCGCAGGCAGCGGGAGUGGGCUCACCUGCCGCAGGUGCCCGGGGCGGACCCGACCUGGACCCUGGACGAGCGAGGACCGGCACUGCGGGAAGAUGCUGCGCGAGCGGACCGUGCGGCUGCAGUACGGGAGCCGCGUCGAGGCGGUGUACGUGCUGGGCACUUACCUCUGGACCGAUGUCUACAGCGCAGCCCCAGCCGAGGCCCAGACCUUCAGCCUGAAGCACUCAGAGCGCGUGAGGGUGGAGGUGGUGCAUGAUGGGCAGGCCGAGGAGGUGGCCACCAACGGCAAACAGCGCUGGCUUCUGUCACCCAGCACCACGCUGCGGGUCACCAUGAGCCAGGCGAGUGCCGAGGCCAGCAGUGACAAGGUCACCGUCAACUACUACGAGGAGGAGGGGAAUAUGCCCAUUGACCAGGCUGGGCUCUUCCUCACGGCCAUUGAGAUCUCCCUGGAUGUGGAUGCAGACCGGGACGGCAUGGUGGAGAAGAACAACCCAAGAAAGGCAUCCUGGACCUGGGGCCCUGAGGGUCAGGGGGCCAUCCUGCUGGUGAACUGUGACCGAGACACGCCCUGGCUGCCCAAGGAGGACUUGAAUGAUGAGAAGGUCUACAGCAAGGAAGACCUCAAGGACAUGUCCCAGAUGAUCCUGCGGACCAAAGGCCCUGACCGCCUCCCUGCCGGCUACGAGAUAGUUCUCUACAUUUCCAUGGCCGACUCGGACAAAGUGGGCGUGUUCUACGUGGAGAACCCGUUUUUCGGCCAGCGUUACAUCCACAUCCUGGGCCGGCGGAAGCUCUACCACGUGGUCAAGUACAAAGGCGGCUCCGCGGAGCUGUUGUUCUUUGUCGAAGGCCUGCGUUUUCCCGACGAGGGCUUCCCAGGCCUGGUCUCCAUCCACGUCAGCCUGCUGGAGUACAUGGCCGAGGAGAUUCCCCUGACGCCCAUCUUCACGGACACCGUGAUAUUCCGGAUUGCUCCGUGGAUCAUGACCCCCAACAUCUUGCCUCCCAUAUCAGUGUUCGUGUGCUGCAUGAAGGACAAUUACUUGUUCCUGAAAGAGGUGAAGAACCUGGUUGAGAAAACCAACUGUGAACUGAAGGUCUGCUUCCAGUAUGUAAACCGAGGUGACCGCUGGAUCCAGGAUGAAGUUGAGUUUGGCUACAUAGAGGCCCCCCACAAAGGCUUCCCUGUGGUCCUGGACUCCCCCCGAGAUGGAAACCUGAAGGACUUCCCAGUGAAGCAGCUUCUGGGCCCAGAUUUUGGCUACGUGACCCGGGAGCCCCUCUUUGAGCCUGUCACCAGCCUUGAUUCCUUUGGGAACCUGGAGGUCAGUCCACCAGUGACUGUGAAUGGCAAGACAUACCCCCUGGGCCGGAUCCUCAUCGGGAGCAGCUUUCCUCUGUCCGGCGGUCGGAGGAUGACUAAGGUGGUGCGGGACUUCCUGCAGGCCCAGCAGGUGCAGGCGCCUGUGGAGCUCUACUCGGAUUGGCUGACCGUGGGCCACGUGGACGAGUUCAUGACCUUCGUCCCCAUCCCGGGCACAAAGGAAUUCCGGAUGCUCAUGGCCAGCACCUCAGCCUGCUACAAGCUCUUUCGAGAGAAGCAGAGGGAGGGCCAUGGGGAGGCCAUCAUGUUCAAAGGCUUGGGAGGGAUGAGCAGCAAGCGAAUCACCAUCAACAAGAUUCUAUCCAAUGAGAGCCUCGUGCAAGAGAACCAGUACUUCCAGCGUUGCCUGGACUGGAACCGUGACAUCCUCAAGAAGGAGCUGGGGCUGACAGAGCAGGACAUCAUCGAUCUGCCCGCUCUGUUCAAGAUGGAUGAGGACCGCCAGGCCAGAGCCUACUUCCCAAACAUGGUGAACAUGAUUGUGCUCGACAAGGACCUGGGCAUCCCUAAGCCGUUCGGGCCCCAGGUGGAGGAGGUGUGCUGUCUGGAGACGCACGUGCGCUCCCUGCUGGAGCCCCUGGGCCUCUGUUGCACCUUCGUGGAUGACAUCUCCGCCUACCACAAGUUUCUGGGGGAGGUGCACUGCGGCACUAACGUCCGCAGGAAGCCCUUCUCCUUCAAGUGGUGGCACAUGGUGCCCUGAGCUGUGGGGGGCUGUGCUGUGCGGGUCUCAGCCUGUCACUAACCAGGAUUGUGGUGGGACCGGCCCUCGUGGUUCUUACAAUUGCAAGACACCCUUCAGCAAUAAUGGUCAGGAAACUUGGGGAGGGGGGGAAGGAUGAUUAUUUCCAGGACCUGGAAAUUGCACAGCACACCUGGGGCCACAUAGCAAAGUUGCAGGGAGAGAGAGAUGGCACAGGCCUGGGGUUCUGCUUUUUGGGGGGGUCAAGGGUGGGGGCCAGGGCUUUUGCGGGCUCCUUCUUUAUUGGUGAAUUUAAAACAUAAAAGCAGGAAUGUAAAACUCAGGAUGAGGAAAAUCAAGGGGCCCAAAUGGUCAGCUUUAGAAACCAGCCAAGAUUUCUAAAACAAAGGAGCCUGGGGGAGGAGGAAGCCUGGACUUUAAUCUAGUCCUGUGGCUGGCAACGUGCUUAUUGGAGAUAGCUUGCUUUGAAAUGGAUACCUCAGCAAUCAAAGCCCAAAUCAGGCACUUGCAUUACCAAAAAGAGAAAACACAACGGUCGGGCUUCAGGGGCCUUGGCAUGUCUCUCCUCCCUUCCUUCUCCAGACCCCUGGCACCAACCCCCCCCCACAAGAGCUUUCCCCCUGCCUGGCAAGGACUUGACAAGGCCUGGACUGCCCCGCCGCCCCCACCCCCGGAGGCCUCCGGGAAGGGGGUAGGGAUUUGGGAUAUCUGUACUUUGCCAUCUCUCAGAAGGACCCCAGCGUCCACCAAAGUCACCUCUGAUGAGUCUCAACUUGGUCCUUCCUGAAAAUAGCUGUGCAUUUGGUUAGUGUCUGUCUAGCCCUGACACGAAAAACAAAGAAACAAAAACUCUGUACCCAAACCAUUCCCCAAAGAGUCCUUAGUCUCUUGUCCAAAAUUGAAGGAAGGGAGAAGGGAAGAAGGUUCUGGAGGCUCUGGGAUCGCCAGCUCCGGCAGCCAUGCCCUGAAGGUCAAGGUAGAUACCAUGGAAAGGGACCCUGGGGCCCCAGACGUACCU